Messenger RNA from Nicotiana tabacum (common tobacco), 1678 nucleotides. RefSeq lists its product as uncharacterized. The record is from RefSeq and is a predicted model, not a curated record. NCBI's taxonomy places the organism in Eukaryota, Viridiplantae, Streptophyta, Magnoliopsida, Solanales, Solanaceae.
UACAACAAUGAAAUAUAAUUUGGGAAGUUAGUGUGUACGCAUACAGACGUUACCAACAGUAUAAUCCCGUUUCAGGGUGUUUACCUUGUCCAACGGGAAAAGCAUAAUAGCAGAUAUUUCUCCUACCUGGAUAUCAUAUUUUCCCGCAAUAUCCAGAGAGAAGAAACUGUGCGUAACAGAGAGAAGGUGAGGGAGCUAUGAUUGGUUUGGGCGCUUGUCCAUGGCUUUGUGGAGCCUAUCCCUAUCCUUCUGGAUUCUUCAAAUUCCCAUCUUCCAACACUACCACCUGCUCCUCUGUUCCUGCCUUUAUCAUACAUUGCAGUAAUUCCCAAUUUACACCUCAAGGCCCGGGCCCCUCGCAAACUGACCUCAAAUUUGUUCUUCACGAUGCUCUCGACGCGUUUGGUGUCAAUACAACCCAUGCCCGUAUAGCUAGAGAAGGUUUCUGCUCUCAAAUUCGAAAACUAUCGGAUAUAGAGAGAGGAACGAGUAUUUGCAUAAACAGAGGGGUUGAUUUAGGGCAAGCCGCUCUUCAUAUAGCGGCGGAACAUGAUUCCCUUAUUUCACACUCUUCUGUUCCACUCCCUGUCGCUGAUUUCCUUGAGAGAUUAGAUCAUCUUUCUAUGGAGUACUGCUCGCGUUAUAGCUCUUCCUUUAAAUCUUCUCCAGAACACUUCAUUCACUGUUUAGAAACGUACUUGUACGUUAAUAAGGGUUUCCGAAGGACUGGUGAUAGGAAUCAAUCAGAGCCACGCGCUCUUUAUCUUCACUCAGUUUUAACACAUCGCUUCGGUUCUGCUUCACUACUUUCACUUAUAUACUCAGAGAUAUUGAAGAUGCUUCGCCUGUGCGGUCUUUUAAGUUUUGAUAUUGAGGUUUUCUUCCCUCAUGAUUCUUAUAGCUCUCCUCGAGGCUACUGCAAACAAAAAAUGAAAGAGUCUGAUCAAUCACAUGUCAUGACUACUCAGUCGUUGCUAGUGGAGAUGCUGAAAGAUUUGAAGGAUGCUUUCUGGCCAUUUCAGCUUGAUCAUACUAAGAGUCCUUUCCUGAGAGCAGCACGAGCUGCCAACUGUUCUGAAAGUGCCAAUGAUUCUGAAGAAAGUGCAUUCGAGCUUGCAUCUGUCAAGGCUGCUCUGCAUAGGCUACAGCGUGGUGUUUGGACCAGUGUUCGAUUUGGGGACAUGAGACGUGCACUCUCUGCAUGUGAACAUCUUAUCCUCUUGCAAAUUGAUCGUAAGGAAUUGAGGGAUUAUGGUGUUCUGCUCUACCAUUGUGGAUUUUAUAAGGAAGCACUCCAGUACCUUACAUUAUACCAGGAUAGGAAGAAGGACUUGUUUGGUUUGAUUGAUAAUGUGGAGGAAGAAGAAGCUUUGGAGAAAUUAAUUAUUCGCCUUAACCUCAUCUUGAUGGAGGAAGGUUCAGGUGUACUUGAAGUAUGGACAAGUCAAACUUGUGGAAUCUGUCCCUCCAAAGGAUCUAAAGAUAGAACCGAUCCUCUGUAGAUAACUGUACACCAGGAACUAACGUAUCUAAGAAUAGGUUAAAUGUAACACAAAUUCAUAGUCGUGUAUAGGAGAAUGCUAAUGUCCCUUAACCCAUAACAAUACGCUUAACAAUUCCAAUUAACCAAUGAAAUAAUACAAUGCUUCGUGGAAUAAUACGUUUGUGGUGACAAAUA